UCUCUAGCUCCACAAUCUCGAAUCCCAAUUCGUGCAUCCCGUUUUGGAUCCGGUUCUGGUUCUGGUUCUGGUUCCUGCCCCUGUUGCUAGUUCCAAGCAUGAACUUCGACAAUCCAGAUGCCAAUUAUGCCGAAGAGCUUGAUUCACCCCGAGGCCCACCAGAUCCGCAGUAUCUCACCGCCGAUCCAAGGCCGCCGUCGAACCGAUCCGGAGGCACGUUUGGCCACCCGGAAGAACGCCGCGUCGGUAGUAGUGCUCUUAACUCGGACUCGUCGUUCACAUCUAGACCUGCUUAUUCGGCAGCCGCUGCUGCUGCUCAACCGACGCCGUCUGUUUCACACCCACCAUCAACUAUUCCUCCGUCCGAAUUCGAUCGAAGCUCUGCCGAAAAUAACAACACGAGCGAACAACAAGUGGAUAGCGGAGCCACCGACCACCGCCGCCACGGCCACGGGACGGGAGCCCCAACCACUGCCGGAGGAACAAGCCGAGACCAUUUAGCCCAUGCCAGCCCCAUUGUCAUUCAAGGGCCACCGCGUGUCUUACCGGACUUACCACCUCUGCCGCCCCCAACUAUUCGACUGCAACAACAACAACUUCUUCAACAACAACCUCAAAAAAUGCAACGAAAUCCAUACCAGCCAUUGCCAGGGGGUCUACCUGUAAACGGUGGGCUCGCAGCAGCAGCAGCAGGUCCGGUCCAAGACUUCAAAGACGAUCUCGCCCGGGAAGCUGGGGUGGUCACCCCAGGUGUCGAUGACACGCCCUAUGUCCAGUACGCCAUCGAAGCUCUCACUCGUGGGAACAGAGAAUCAGGUUACUCGGGGGAUGGGUCGUCGGGUAGUGAAUGGGGAGCUGGAGGAGGAGGAGGAGGAGGGCUAGGUCUAGGGACUCUUCCUGUUGGCUAUGUACCCGCACAGCACCAACAGCAAGAACGACAUCAACCUCGAGAAGGGGAAUCGACUGAACCUUCAUCAACAUUAGAUCCCGCACUCAAACAACGUUUCGAAGAAGACAGACGCCUCCUCCAAACACCCUUCCAGCCUAAGAACCCCGCCGUCUCAGCGGACUCGCUCGCAUCAACAUUGUUAAAAAAUGGCCCACGGCCAGCGCAGCCGCACGAAUGGCGGCCGCUGGACAGAGACGCGCUCAUAGCCAAAGUAGGCGAGCCCCGAGCCAACGGCCUCCCAACACUCGACUUCCUCCCGAUGCCCCUAACAGCGCGCUCGCUGGUCGCCUUCAUGCUGAUGUGCCUCUUCAUGGCUGCCGCGCUGAUUUUCUCGGCCGUAUGGUCACACAUGCAGAACGGACUGACGGGAUACGUGAGCAUCUACGGGUCUUCCUACUUUCUAUUUCGGAUCCUGCCGCAGUUCCUGGGCGGAUUAUUAUUGUUAUGGGCGCAGUUUAUCAUCAUCACCGCCUUUCGAAUUCUUCCCUUUGUGCACCUGGCUUCGCCUAACAUCAGGGAGCGAGAUGGCGCGCUGUUCGAGGAUAUGUAUCCCCGCUCGUUCCUCUGGCCGCCGCAGUUUAUUGGGGGCUGGAAGGUUUGGGUUCCGAUCCUGGCUACUUGGGUUUUUGGGAUGACUCUCCCGUUGCUUAGUUCCCUGUUCACAGUUGUCUUCGUGGAUGAUGUCUGGAUGUGGGCCACGGUCCAGGGCGUUGCGUGGACCGCCGUGGCGCUUUAUCUGGUGAUGUUCAUCUCGACCGUCAUUCUUUGGAGGUACUUUGCGACGCUACGAUCAACGGGACUGGCGUGGGAUCCGCGAUCCCUGGCCGACAUAAUCGCUAUCGUCUCCGAGACUAACACGGCGGACGAAUACCGAGGCACCCAGCUAGCGAGCAACCGCGGGCGCAUUCGCUUUGCGCUCCGCCACCAGGCCAACGUCCGACUGGGUUACUGGACGUGGAAGGACGGCCGGUCUGGCGUAUGGUACACGUUGGGAAGUCCCAUGGAUCAAGGCUUCAUCGCCGUACCGCUUCCCGACCAGCUGACCGGCAAAGGGAUGACCAAGUUUCAAGAAAAGCAAGGUCUGAUGGCCGCCAUCAACAUCAACCCCGUCGCCGGCAGCAACAGCGGCAGCGGGACCGGCACGGGCAUGGGAACUGGCACCGGGACCGGAGAGGACUACGACAUGGAAGCCGUCUCAGAUGGCACCCCUUCCCCACAAGGCCGUUAUCGCUACCUCCCCUGGUGCCUGCGCACCUCGCCUCUCCUACUGCUCCUAACCGGCGCUUUUAUCCUCCUCCUCGCGCUCUUCAUCGUCUCUUUUCUCCCCGCGACCCGCAUCACCAAGGGGUUUCUCCCCGGCCUCCCCGCCGCUCCUGUACAGGGCGCCUUUUCAGCCGCCAACUUCCUCUACUCCUUCCUUCCUUCCCUGCUCGGCCUCAGCUUGUAUCUCCUCUUCCAAACCAUCGACAUGCACCUCCGCAUACUCCAGCCGUGGGCCGCCAUGUCCUCCUCUAACAGCAAAGGCGGUGCCUCAGCCGACGCCUCUCUGCUGGCUGAUUACGCAGCCUGCGGUCCGGUGACGGCCACCUUUCACGCGCUCAAGAACGGACACUGGCGCAUGGCUUUCACCUCGGCGUGUUCGACCCUGUUCAUCCUGCUUCCCGUCCUGGGUGGCGGCAUGUUCAUGGCUCUGACGCAGCCUGCCGGCUCGCUGGUAGACGAUCACGAUGUGCCCACCAGGGAGGAACAAGUCCUAAUGUUCCCCAACUUCCCCGCCUUCGCCAUCGUUCUGGCGCUGUGCGUGCUCUACUUUUUGGCUCUGCUGUCCUUGCUUCCCGCAAGGAAACCGUUUCGGUUCCCACAUGGCGUCACCUGUUUGGCUGAGAUCAUUUCUUACUUGGCGAACGAGGACCUGCUGGGCGAUUUGGCAUUUAAGCAUUGUCGCAGCAGGGAGGAGUUGAAGGAAAAACUUGGGGUGGGCAGGGGCGUGCCGGAGACGAGGCCGAGGUGGACGUUUGGGUUGGGGUACGGCGGCAGUACCGGUGUGGCGGGCGAGGAGACGCUGGGCGUGAGGAGGGCGAGGAGGUUUACGGUGAGGAAAAGCCAGAUCAAGUUUGGGGGGUUAGAUCAACCCUUUUUGAGUUGAGUAUCUUGCAGCAGGUGUGUUUACUAUGAUCUUGGAUG
Messenger RNA from Neurospora hispaniola, 3133 nucleotides. RefSeq lists its product as uncharacterized. The coding region runs from base 99 to 3095 and encodes 998 amino acids. The record is from RefSeq and is a predicted model, not a curated record. NCBI's taxonomy places the organism in Eukaryota, Fungi, Ascomycota, Sordariomycetes, Sordariales, Sordariaceae. The transcript has 2 exons.